CCUUUGUGUCAGCGGGCUAGGUUACUCAGCGUGAGGUCGGCGGCGCCUAGUUGCGGGUACUACCCGUCCCCUCCCCCUCCCGGCCGGGCCCACAGGGAGAGUGACACUCAUCAGGCGGCUCAAGCAGCUCGCAACCGCCAUCCCUCUCGAUAAGCCGUUUGUGGAGGUUAAGAACACACAAAGGGAACAUCUGCUUUUAAGGUUACAGAGGUGCUAAAGCAUGGCUGACUUCGAUCACAAUCUCAGUCUUGCGGAUGCUCUGACAGAACCACCAGCAGAAAUUGAGGAAGAAGUGAAACGAGACUUCAUUGCCACCCUGGAAGCAGAGAAAUUUGAUGAUGUGGUUGGAGAAACAGUGGGUAAAACAGACUAUAUCCCCCUACUGGAUGAUGAUGAUGAUGCAAAGGCUGGGAGCCAGGAACCAAAAAGCAAACCCCACACAGACGGUGGUCAGAUAGAAAGUACUUCAGCUGUUGGACCAGCAGUGUUAGAGAAUGGUGACCAUGGAAUAGAAGAUGACAGUACAGUAUUCCCAAGAGAGAUCACGGGUGAAAGAAUGUCCUACAAAGAGUUUCUGGAUCGCAAUGAGACCUGGGCGAUGGACGAUAGAGAUCUUUGCUUUGAACCACAGUCGAUAUUCAGACCCGUGGAGGGGACAGAGCCCUUCAAGAUGCACAGUGAGGAUGUCCUGUCUGAUCUGCUGCUACGUCCUUCUGCAAUGGAGACUCGCCUACCAUUCACAGAGCAUUUUGAAGCUUCAGAAGAAGUUCAUGCACCCCAUGCAGCUAUGAUGGUACCUGAACUGCCUUCUCUGGGAUCCCCAUAUUCUCCUGCAGAAGUUAUAGAUCCAUCUGCCUUCAUCACCCUGGAUUCAACUACAGAGUCUCUGCUGAAUAUAGAAGCACCCGCAAGAGUGACAGUGCCUGAAGAAAACUGGCUGGGAGCUGAGCAUGCGGUGGAGGGACUAGAUGAAUCUUCCUUUGUAGAGCCACCAGAACCCACCAGGAUAGCUGAUGCAGCAGAACAGUAUUUGCCAGGAAGUCCAGUGGCGGCUGCACCUGCUGCUGUUCCUUCUGCACUAACAGAGCCUACAGGAGAGACCAAAGCUACUGACACACCACAGGUUGAACCAACGGCGCCUGUUCCAGUGAUGGGUGCAGCGCCUGUUCCAGUGAUGGGUGCAGCGCCUGUUCCAGUGAUGGGUGCAGCGCCUGUUCCUGUAGUGGAAGAGCUGAUGAUGUUUGAACCUUCUGUGGAGCAACACAAGUCAGCUCUUAAUGAACCUCCAACAGUAUCAUCUGCCCCAACUGUGAAAAUGGAACAAAAAAUGAUGGUCCCAGAAGCCUCUACUCUUGGUGCAGAUAGUACUCCUGUGCUAGAGAAUGUGGAAGAGAAUAAACCAUCUCCCAGCAAACAUACAGAGCAUCUUCUGAAGCCAAAUGAAGAACUCCCAGAGCUGGCAGUUCCAGUGGAAGCAAAAGAACCAUUGACAUUAAUAGAAACUAAAGAAACCCUUCCAGAACAAACAGCUCCGGCUGCUGACCUGGCCAUAGCAGAAAAGCUGAAGGAAGAGGCUGAGCUUAGUCAUGCCCACCAUACAGAACCUCCACAAAAGAAAUCUCCACUGGAACCUACAGGUGUUCCUACUGCACAAGUAAGGCAAGCUAACAAAUCAAGUGACCGCAGGUUUGGCAGAGCAAAACCUGCAGCAGUGCCUGGUGCAGAUGUCCCUGAGGAACUUCUAGUAGGUCUCCCACAACAGAAGAGUACUGACCCAAAAGCAGACCCCUUUUCUAUGGCAGAACUUGGAUGGGUCUCUGGAACAUUCUCUCGGACUAGGGCACCACAUAAAAAGGCAGCCGGGCAACUACUCAGCAUGCCAUCUGAAUUUGUGGAGAGCCAGAGAGAUGUACCUAGAGAGAGCUGGGAUUCAGAAGGUUCUCCCGUGAUUGUGAAGAAGAAGAAGAAGAAACAGAAACAAAAGAGAAACCAGCAGCCAAGAACAAUGGAGUUGGGGGAUGAAAAUGUAGAAGUUUCUAAAGCUCCCAAAGUUCCUCUCUUUGCUGCUGAACUGCAAAAGCCAGACGUUCCCUUUGUCCUACCUGCUGAAGGUGUCAAAGAGCACUCUACUCACUCAAGAGAGGGCCAGAGGAAGGGAACUUCAAAUGUACCAAGGGAUGCUAAGGCAGGAACUGAAAGCCACCUCGUAGACGAUCAAAAUUUUAUCUCCAGUCCCACAGCAGGCCAGCAGAGCCUGAAAACUGAAGAACCAUUUAAAUUUUUGUUGGGUGCAAAAGCUGGAGAAGUCAUGAAACGGGAAGAAAUGAAAGCUGACAGUUUGUUUCAGUCUAAAAGCAAAAACAAACAGGUACCCUUGGAGAAGCUAGAAUGCAAGGCAGAACACAUUAAGAUGGGGGAUCCUUCAUCAGCACUGACACAAACCAAGCCCAUUGAAAUAAGUUUUGUUGAUAAAAACAAAAAGAUUGAGUGUAAACAUUCAGAGCAUUCAGACCUUAAAGCAUCUCUUUCCAAAGGCAUCAACCUAAAUAAAGUGGAAACUCCUUUGGAGACCAAACCUGUAGAAAUUAGCCUUAUUGAUGAAAAUAAGGAGAUUAAGUGCACAUCUCCCAAGCAUGUAGCAGCAGAUGAGACAGUUCCAAGUGAAGUUCAAACUCCCAGUGGGGCAUUGAUGGGAGAGAAACCAAAGAAAAGAGGUAGUGAUGAAAAAAGCAGAAAGACUGAAAAUGGUUUCUCCAAGCAGCCUGCUGUUUUAGAGAUUAAGACAGAUCCAACCAAUCUUCCUGCUGCAGCAAAGAGAGUCAACAAAACUAAAGAAACAGAUUCCUUUGAUAAAAGCCAAGAGACUGGCUCUAUUACUUCAGAGCCUCCAUUGGAAACUGCAACAGAUAUUACUAAAGUACCCCUUAUACCAUUGGUGUCAGACAAACCUAAAGAGGGCAUUGCUGGGAAAAACAAAAAGGCUGACUUCAGUUUUUCAGAGCAGCCACUUCUUUUGGAGACUAAGACAGAUACAGCCAAACUUCCUGCUCCUGCUGAGACAGUAGACAUAGCUAACAUCGAUUUCACUGAUAAACGCAGGCAGACUGGAUUCGAUCAUCCAACUGUGACAGAUCCCAACAUGGCACUGGUUACAGAUAAACCUAAAAAGAGGGGUAGUGAUGGGAAGAACAAAAAGGUUAAAAAUUCCUCUGAGCAGCCAGUUCUUCUGGAGGCUGAGAGAGAUCCAGACAAACUUCCUGCUGUAGCUAAGACAGCUGGUAAAACUAAAGAAAUAAUCUUUACUGAUGAAGACAAAGAGCCUGGCUUUGCUAUUGCAGAGCAUUCAUUGGAGGAUAUGACAGGUCCCAGUACUGCAAAGGUGGCAGAAAAGCCUAAGAAAAGGACUAGUGAUGGAAAAAACAAAAAGGCUGAAAAAGGUUAUUUCCAGCAGCCAUUUUUUCUGGAGGCUAAGGAAGACACAAGCAGUCUUCCUACUGUAAUGGAGAAGGAUGACAAAACUAAAAAAAUAAGUUUCACUGAUAAAGGUAAAGAGACUGAUUUUACUACCGCAGAUCAUCUGUUGGAGGGUGCAACAGCUACAAUGAAGGUACAAAGUCCCACUACAACACUGGUAACAGAAGAACCAUUUUGGAAAAGUGAAAAGACUGAAUUCAGUAUUUCAGGACAGCUGGAUGUGGCCAAACUUCCUGCUAGUGCUGAGACAAUCAGCAAAACAAAGGAAGAUAGUUUGAAGGAUAAAAGCAAAGAGACUGGAUUUACUACAGAUUCCAGUAGAGCACUGAUGACUGACAAACCUAAAGAGAAGGGCAGUGAUAGGAAAGGCAAAAAAGUUGAAAAAAGUUCUUUUGAGAAGCCUUUUCUUCCGGAGACUAAGACAGACUCAAGCAAGCUUCCUACUGUAGUGGAAAAGGCUGAAAAAAUGAAAGAAAUGGGUUUUGCUGAUAUAGGCAAGGAGCCUAUCUUUACUACAGCAGGGCAUCAACUGGAGAAUUUGACAGAUACAACCAAGGUACAAGUUCCCACUAUGAAACUGAUAACAGAAAAACCUAAAAUAAAGGAAAGUAAUGAAAAAAGUUUCUUUGAACAGCUUGUUCCCUCAGAUUAUAAAAUGGACACAGCACAGUCCGAAACACUCAUCAAAACUAAAGAAACUCCUUUCUCUGAUAAAGGCAAGGAGACUGAUUUUACUACUUUAGAGCGUCUCUUGGAGGAUAUAAGAGAUACAGCUAAGGCACACAUUCCCAUGACAGAACUGGUGGCAGACAAACCUAAGAAGAGGUGUAGUGAUGGGAAAAGCAAAAAGAUUGAAAAUAGUGCUGAGCACCUUGCUGUCUUGGAGGCAAAGACAGACUCCGUUAAACUUCCUGCAGUAGUCAAGGAGGCCAAUAAAAUUAAAGAAACUCACUCCACUGAUAAAGGCCAGGAGACUCAAUUUACUACUUCAGAGCAUCUGUUGGAAGAUAUAACAGAUACAGCUAAAAUACAAACUCCCAUUAUACCAUUGGUGACAGGAAAACCAAAAGAGAAUAAUAAGGGGAACAGCACAAAGGCUGAUGUUGGUUUGGAGAAGCCAUUUCUUUUGGAGACUAAAGUAGAUGCAGCCACACUUCCUGGUGGUGCUGAUGAGAUAGUCGACAAAACUGAAGCUUUAAGUUCCACUGAUGAAAGCAAGGUGGCUGGAUUUACUAUUUUAGAACAUCAAACGAUGACAGAUCCCAGUCCAGCACUGGUGACCAAUAAGUCUAAAAAGAGGGGUAAUGAUGGAAAAAACAGAAAGACUAAAAAUGCCUCUGAGCAGCCAGUUCUUCUGGAGACUAAGACCGACAAAAGCAAAAUACAACCUCCCAUAGUACCCGAUCUGGAGUACCAAAUGGAAGGAAUGGGUCUUGUAGAUGAAAACCAAAAUAUUAAAAAUUUCCCCUCUGAGCAUCAAAUGCUUUGGGAUAAUAAGGGUCACUUGUUCACACCCUUCACUCAGUCUGGAGCAGUUGGUGUUGACAGAGUUGGCAAAGCUUGUUCUAUAGACAAAAAUCAAGGGCUUGCCAGUAUCUUUCCAGAGUAUCCAGUAAAGUAUGAAGGAAGUAAGGUGCCAGUGCCUCCUGCAGUGGUUUUGGAGGGCACCAACAAAGAGUCAGGCACAGGUGACAAAAGGGAGAAAAAUAAACACAGCCAUUAUGAGCAUUCAGUCAAACUGGAAGGUGAAGAUGCUGGCGUACAGGCUUUCACUUCAGUGAAGGAGGGUGAUAAAAUCAAAGUGACUAGUGCUGGGGAUAAGAAGAAGAAAGGUAAACGGCCUUCCUUGGAUUCUCCAGUUAAACAGGAUGCCAAGGCAAGAAGGGAUGAAGUGCAUACUUCCAUUUUAGCAGAGAUUGAUGACAAAGAAAUAAGUUUCAUUGGUGAAAAGCAAAGCACUGAAUGUGCUUCCUUGGAGCAUCUGGUGAAAGAGACAGAUGCCAUGAAGGGAACAAUUCCCACAGAUGCCAAAGUGAUGGACAAAAUGGAAGGAAGUAGCUCUGCUGGUGAGAAGGAUGUUGGAUGCGUUUCUCCGGAACUUACAGUGCAAUGGGAGAAUAAAACAGAAGCAGUUGUUCUGCAGGUUCUAGCUACAGCAGAGGUGGUGAACAAGGCUAAAGAGGCUGAGCUGGGUGAACAAAGCUUCUCUGAAAUCCCAGUUAGUUUAGAAAAAAAGACAGAUGCAGCUGAGGUUGCUAGUGUGACUCUGAGAGAUGCCCAAACAGAGGAAAUCAGUCCUACUGAUAAAAUUAAAGGCCAUUCUGAACACUCAGAAGGUGAUGCUGCUGACAAGAUGAAGGCUGGCCUGAAGGACUUCCAAGCUUUGAAGUCUGAAGAGGAUAAAUAUGCAGACUUACCUCAGAAACAGAUAGAUGGUUCUGGACAAAAAGUGGUGAAAGAGACAAAGAAAGAGGAGAGAGUCAAAGCUAUGGAACAGAUAAAAGGCUACAUGAGACCCACAAAGUCAAGAGGGCUUCCUACUCCACCACCAAGGCCUGCUGUCCAAGAUCGAGAGAAACCAAGGCAGCUGAAAGCCAAUGGUAUGAGUCGGCAAAGGCAAGAGAAAGAGUUCCACAUUGUCAGCAUGAAUGAUACAGCUGCUAAAUUUAAUAAAUAUGGAGCCCAAAUCAGCCUUAACAUUCUGCUGCCACUCUUUCAAGAACCGCUAGAACUAGAAACCAGUGCUUUGAACAUUAGAAAACAUGGAAUUUUUCUGAUUGAAGUGAUGGGGAAGCAACAUAAGGUGGUAUUACAGCUACGAGAGGGAGAGAAGCAGUCAGAGAUGUCUCUCUCAAACAAGCAGCCUGCAUCUCUCUCAGAAUACAGCCAGCUGUGCAAAGCCAAGAACACAGAUAGCUUUUCAGAAGCCUACCACUGCAUGGACUCCCAGAAAGACUUCGGCAAAACUAAAUUUGAAUGGCAGAGGACUGAGGGAAAGCUUAAUGAAAUUGGGCUAAAUGUAAACUCAGGGGGACAGAUUAAAGAUGGGCUUGUUAAAAACGCUGGCUUCACAGAUGAGGAUAAGCUCUGCUUCUUUGAAGGAAAGCUGGACAAAGAGCUGAAAAUAGCUCAGAAAGACAAAAGAGAAAUUGAGAUGCAGGGCAAAAAAUACCAGGCAGCUCCAGGUCACCUUGAAAACUGGUCUUUGAUUUCUGAAGCAUUUCCUUCUGCAGAAGGAAACUUGGCAAACCCCAAAACUACAGAUUUCCAUUUGGGGCAGGCAGGAGCUGAGAGACCUUGCGCUGGGCUGGGAAAAAAUGAAGCCAUCACCGAUCAGGAGAAAGCAGCAGGUAAGAGUGGGAUGGAAACCAAGUGCCAGCAAGAACAAAAUCUGCCCAACCUGUCUGUGUCAGAGAGUGAUCCUGACAAAUACAUGAAGGAGCAGGAGAUUAGUGUGUGGAAUCCAAAUUUCAACCCUAUCCUGCCUAACAAUUCAGGGUCUAAAGAGGGGACUGUGAAAAAAGAUGGAUCCCCUAGCUAUUGUGUAAUAGGGGUAGUUAAUGAUAACUAUCUACAGAGUGGAUUUUCUUCUGCCCUGACUGCAUCUAAUCCAAAACCUCCAACUACGACAAUAGAGCUUGCACAGGAUGACUCCAAAAGUAGCUAUUUCAAUAAUAUCAGUGAACUGGAGGAAGAAGGAUUUAUGGCUGAGAUGGAGGAAAAGCUGAGCUGUGCAGAUGAAGGCAAUUUCCUGAACAGAGCUGCUCACCAAAGGAAGGCAAUGAGGCGUGCAAUGUCAGAAUGCUCCCACUUGUCUGUGCCCCAGACUCUUAAUUUGGCAGACAAAUACCCUGAGCCAUUGGUUAGAGAAGACCUUGCUACUGGCCUUCUCUCUCCUACUAGCAAUCUGACCCAGAGCUCAAGCCCCAUUACCAGAAAGCCAGGCGCUCCAAUGAAAAGGUCAAUGACUGUGUCAGAAGAGCAAACAUCUGUCUAUAGCCUGGGCGCUGAACAGAACAAUGCGGAGUUGCCUAGCCUGACUGUGAAGGAGCAUCAGUGCCUUCUUACAGAGGAGCCAGCUGCUAAGAAGAGAGAGGAGUGGAACAGCGGCAGUAGCACCUCUGUCAAGAAAGAGCUGGGCAGCCCAGGGUUGUAUCACAGCAAACUGGAGCAAAUCCCUGAAAUCAGCAGCCACGACAAAGGGAGGGAGGAGGCGGCAGCAGCAAACAGGGACAAGAGAAAUGUCAUUGAUGAAGCUGCUAGCCUUGACUCUCCGAGAAGCAGAGGCAGUGAGAUGGAAUCCAGCAAAACUGGUCCACUGGAAAGAAAAGAAAUUGAGGUCAGCGAUGUGCAGAGCACUCCAUCUUCCCAGCAAGGAGUUCUACCACGUGAUGCAAAACCAGAAGAGAUAAAACCAGUGGAGCUUGUGACGGGAAGUGACAUCACAGCACCCCCAAACAAAGAGCUUCCUCCAAGCCCUGAGAAGAAGACCAAGCCUUCAGCAUCCACACCAUCAGCAAAACCUGCAGCAACGAAAACCAAGCCACUGUCCACUACAAGCCCCAAGCGGCCAGCUUCUGCCACACCUGGCCAAAACAAAAAACCCACCAGCCCUACUGCAGGUCCUACUUCGGCCACUACUCCCAAACGCCCAGCCACCAGUACUACACGUCCCUCCACUUUAACUCCUAAAGACACUAAACCAAAGGUAACAGACGCGAAGAGCCCAGACAAACGGACCUCACUUUCAAAGCCACUGUCUGCUACGACACCUCGAGCUGCUGUAAAGGUCAGCCCUGCCACGCCCAGGACAACUGCAGCGUCUCCAGUUACAACAGCCUCCGGUCCGAGAAACACUGCUGCUUCCCCACCCAAAAGGCCAACGUCUAUUAAGACUGAAACAAAGCUUGCAGAUGCCAGGAAGACCACUGCGAAGUCACCAUCAGCAGACCUGAGCCGCCCAAAGAGUGCGCCUGCAAACUCUGCGAAGAGCAGCACCACUACCCCUACUGCUACAACCCCAGGUACUCCUGCCUCACCUGGAGUCGCCACUAGCCGCCCCAAACCCAAGCCAGCUGCAGCCAGACCCACCACAGCAUCAAGUGCAACUCCAGAAGCUAAAAAACCAUCAACAGUUAAAGCUCCACUUAAAACCAGCACUGUUCCCAAGCCGCCUCGCCCAACCAGCAGUGUUUCUGCCCCUGACCUGAAGAACAUACGAUCCAAAAUUGGAUCAACAGAUAACAUUAAACACCAACCAGGUGGAGGAAGGGCUAAAGUAGAGAAAAAACCAGAAUCAGCCGGUGCUGCACGAAAGUCUGAACCCAAUGCAGUCUCUAAAAUGGCUACUACUAAAACAACUGUAACAAAAGAGGGGGCACAAAAGCAGCCCAAUGGGAAAGUCCAGAUAGUCUCCAAAAAAGCGAACUACAGCCAUGUUCAGUCCAAGUGUGGUUCCAAGGACAAUAUUAAGCAUGUCCCUGGAGGUGGGAAUGUGCAGAUCCAGAGCAAGAAAGUUGACAUUUCCAAAGUGUCCUCAAAGUGUGGCUCUAAAACGAAUAUAAAACACAAGCCAGGGGGAGGAGAUGUCAAAAUCGAGAACCAGAAGCUGAACUUCAAGGAGAAGGCGCAGGCAAAAGUGGGCUCUCUGGACAACGUCGGACACGUGCCAGCAGGAGGCACGGUGAAGCCUGAGGGGAGCGAAGAGGCAGCGCUGCUGGCUCAGGCCCCUCAGAAUGGAGAUGUGGCAGCGCCCCAGGCAGACAGUGAAAUGCGGGAGAAUGGAGUCGGGCCGACGGCGCCCGCUGUGGGUGGUGGUGACCAAAGGGAAGUUCAGAGCUUCGGCACUCAGAUCCAAGAAACAAAUUGAAUGCCACAAACUGACGUUCCGUGAGAAGGCCAAGGCUCGCACGGACCACGGAGCAGACAUCGUCGUCUCCAAAUCCCCCAACCUUUCCAGCAGCACUUCCCCCUGGUGUAGCACGUCCGUCAGCGAGAGCCUGGGCUCCAUCACCUCCUCGUCACCGUGGCAACAGCCAGCUCCCCAUGCAAACGACCUUUCUGCAGUGCUUGUUCAGCAAGGCUUGUGACUGUCCCCACCCACCCCGUCUCCCAUGUGCUUCUCAGCUUGGAUCCCUUAACCUGGCACUUGGCUUUAGGUGGGAAGGGGACAGCGUUUUAGCAGGGCUAGCUUCCCUUUCAGUGGUGCUGUCUAUCAACAGGGAAACGUAGUUGUUCACCCAGACAGCCCAGGAAUCAGGUUCAUUUCAUCGUGACACUGGCUCCGCCUGCCCCAGUGUGUCUCAGGCUCUGGUGAUCCCGUGUUGGGUGGAAAGGGGAUCCUUUCCUCGCCUCACCUCCAAUCCUCUUGCUCUUAGGAGGACACCAGCGUGAGUCUGAAUGACGUGUUUCUUAGGGACAGGCAGCUGGAGACCUCUAGACUAAAUGUGCUUAAAGCCACUUCUCAUUCUGGGGAGGGCGCAAGCCUCAUUCUAUGGCUGCGUUUGGGCGGAAGUGGUGGGGCUGCGCUACGAGUGGCCAAAGCCAGGCCGGAGUUAAUGGGGAUAAGCUGUGAUCUUUCUCUUUUUUAACUUUUCCUCCUGCUGCUUCAGUUUCGGCUGUUCCUAUUUAAUGAUUAUCGAUAUUAUACACACACAUUAGGCUGUUUUAACUGUUGACUUUAACCAUUUCAUUUUUUUUUUUUGUGACGAAGUGUUGAUGAUUUAUUGUGCUAUGACCAUGCUAAGUUUCCUUUUCUCUCUUUCCUUCUUUUCCUAACCAUAGGAAUAAAGACAUUAACCGCUGCUGCAGUGCUGGCUUCUUAUCGACAUAUCCAGCAAUUGUAACUGUUGUUUUUCUUUGUGUUGUUUUAUUUUAAAUAUUUUAAAAUGAUGGAGCAAAUUCAUGGGAUUAAGCCAUGUCUGAAAGGAAAGGCAUAAGAAUGUGCUUUUAAAAAAAAUCUCUUGCUGUAACAGUUCAACUAAGCCUUGUAUUGACUGCAACAAGCGAUGCUAAGGGGAUGCUUAGAGAACCUCCUAUCAGGGUCAAUAACCAAGCCCUGGAGGGAUUAACAAAGGGCGCAAAGUAUAUUUAUUAACUCGAAUAGCCACAGACCGUUUGUUGAUUGUUUUUCUUUGCCAUGGUAUCAGGCCAGAGUUAGGGUAUCAGGCCAGGGAGCUGCUUCGAGAACAGUAUGUUGCAGGUUAAUGCAGGGUGUGAGUUCUGAGGCAAGGGAUCCAGUGUGAUGUGUAUUAUUUUUAACAAAGGUUAAAUGUAGGGGUAAAGAGAUUACCUGGCUAGAUGCAAUCUGGUGGGAGGCUAGGAUGGGGAAGAAAUGAAAGGCUGCCUCUCAUCCGGGGAGCCAGAGAGGGAGAGCUGAAUGUCUGGGAAGGGUUGGGAGGGGUAGAGUAGGCAGGCUUACAAUACGAAGGCGUUACAGCCCUGGCUCAUCAAGAGAUCACACACCAUUGUGCUUUGAGCUCCUUGUUUUAUGUUGCGAACGACACUAAAGAAACAAAAUGUAUAUUAAAAAAAACUGGUGGUCUUGAGUCAUCAAACUAACUUUAAAGCAAAAAGCAUAAUAACAAAAUACAGGGAUCAAAGUUAACUGAAGACAGACUUCUGCUAAGGGGGCUGGCCUACUUGAAGUAGGGGGGGGGCAGAGAGGAGCCCACAUCUUCCCCUGCUUGUGGGAAUAUUUCUCUUUGGGAAGCUGACAAUGACACGGUAACCCAGAAUCUGUAUUUACACACGAAGAUUCUUAUUGCACUUGUAUUUUUUUAUAUUAAAGUUUGCAUGAUUUCUAAUAAAAUGGCAUUAAAAUGUAAUAGUUUGCAUCCAAGUGGUCUGCUAGUCUUGUAAGUGCUUUUUCCUCUAAAUACAAAAUUGAAUAAACAAUGCAGAUUUGCACCUGAAAGGGGCUGUUAUAUAUACCCUGUUCUCUCCAUAAAACUCCCUCUGUUCCCCUCUUCCCCAUCACUACCACCUUUCCUCUCCAAUUCAUGCCACACGCACUCUGCCCUAAGACCAGGGAGAAGUUGCUGGGCUCAUCAAAUUCUCCUGCCCCCUGUGCUUGAAAGUUCCACAUAGUUGUUUACAUCUCUCAAUGCUUGUUUUGAGGGCCCAUCCUGGUUAAUAUUCUCGUAACCCUCUUUGUUCUUUCCUCCAACGUUUACCUUGCUCUGGAGAGGUGGCCGCUGGAGAUGUAGGGCUGAGGCUGCCCAGCCAGAGGCAGCCGGGGCAGCACCAUAUCCAGUAAGCCAGUAAUAGCCAGCCCGUCCAUUGAAAGACUGCUCCCAGGGGGGUGGAUUAAGAGGUGGCCCCAUAGCCAGUUGCUCUUGUUGUCCUGCUACCUCAGUAAGGGAGGAGAACGUAUUUAUGUCAAGCAUCCCCCCAGGGUAAGAUGGUAGAAUUGCGUUGUGAUGCCCUGAGGCACCGUGACAGCUGCUCUGGCUCUGCAGGUGCUGGCUCAGCUCUUUCCUGACGUUCAUAGAGACCCAUCCACCUGCAUGUACCCCUCCCGGUAUAUAUCACUGCCCCUUCUCUGAUGCUUCCUACGUUUUGUUACUAAAUUCUAAACACCAGCAAGAUCUCUUUAAAUCUGUGAAUUGGGAUUGAGCGGGAAGGGGGUAUUUGAGCAAGAGACAUGGUUUCAAGAGGGAAGGUUAAUCCCCUUAACAGGAAAAGGCACAGACUUUGUUUCCCAAAGCAAUAAUGGAAGUUUGCUCUGAAAUAGGAGACCUGACAGGGCUGCACUGGCUGGCGCAUUUCUGCAGUAGGGUAGGUGCACAUCACCCAAUGACAAUCUCUCAGUCCCGUGUCUGCAGGUAUGUGGAGCUUCAGCUAAAUUCCUGUUUAACACCAGAUGCUGGGAUUGGUGGUAAUCUGAAGUCCGGCUUGGGACUCCCCUCCAGACCCAGGAGUUGAGAAAUGUGCACUAAUGAGUGAGGUUCCUGUGAGGGAGCAGCUGAUAACAGACUCCAGCCACGUGCUCCAGAUACAUAUGGCCAACGCUCAUUUGUUUUCUUCUGAAUGACUCGGAGAGAGGUGGAAGCUGAAAUAUCAUGUUCUUUUCACUGCAUGCUGCUAGACACCGCAGGGAAGAGUAAAGCCAUUGAGGCAGGAUGUGUCUGAUGGGCCUUUUUACUGAUGUCAUAGGGCGGCGAGUGUUUAGUUUGGGGGCUCCGAUAGGAAGGCAGAUAGCAACAUUGCACUUUAUGUUCUGAGAUUACAAAAAAAGAAAAAAACCUGUUUUGCCAAGAGUUAAGUUUUACCUCCUCCCCAUCCCUCUUGAUUGCUUUUCUCUGAGGAACUGGUCGGUCGAUAAGCUUACACAGCAUCGUAAGGUGGCCGCAGAGUGAAGGCCUAUCUUGAAAUGUGCACAAACCAUCCCAAACUCUCACAGGUUUCAGCUGAGCGCUAAGAGCUCUCUGUGCUUCUGUGCCACUUCUCUCUAACACUUGUUGUGCCUGUGUUUAGGUGACAGACUAGAUCCAGAUAUACCAGUUUGGUUUUGCUAGGACAGCUUCAGUUUUACUAAGAAUUUUGUAUUUUAUUUUAAAGAAAUAGCUGUAAGUAUUGCUCACCUGGGAAUAGUUGUGUGUGGUUGAAAUGGCUGUGAUUUCCUAUAUGGAGGGAUGGGAGCAAGUGCUGAGUUACGCUGAGACCUGAAAAUGAAAGCUGCGGGAAAUGUUACUGGCUAUUCUGCAGCAGGUUGGAAAAUCUCUGCGAGAAGCUGAAAAUCCCGUUAGUCCUGGUUUGCCUUUAAAUAUUUGGGACAUUGACCCGCUAAUUGAAAACUCCUGAGCUGUUGCCCCUCACGGCUCAAUGCUGCUUCCAUUGCAGUCAGCCACUGACUCCUGUGGGAGCAGGAUCGGCCCCCGUGCGGGGAAAGGCUUCUGAGCCAUGUUGACUUGCGCUGUGCGAAGGAGCCAGAGUUUCUCUCUUCAGCUGCAUCUUCUCCAGAUGACACAUGUAAAACAGAAGGCUUCUUGUGAGCCGGGCUCCUCCUCCAAGACAUCAGGGAUGCCAGUUGGGUGGGGUUCAACUGGCAGAAGGCAGCGUAACGCCAGGGAUCUGUGUGUAUUCUUGUUAGGGUUGAUCCUAGGACUAUGUGGUAAAUAAAUUCCAUUUUGAAAAGUAGUGAGUUGAGUCUGAAUUAAAUGUGGCUUGAAUGUAAAUGUUCCUGGCCUGAGAGGCCCUUGUAGACGCAGGGAAUUCCUCUGGUUUCUCAGGUAUCUGCAGGAAGCUGGCAUGGCUUGGCACAGCCAGGGGACAGGUGGGGUGGGGUUAGCGUUCUUUUCCCUGGUGGCAGUUGGGUUGGGUUUCAUAAGCACGUCUGACAGGAAACUUUAGACUACAAUGGACUUGACUCACGAUGGAUGGGGCAUAAAAUCAGCCUGCCGCCGUGGUCUCGGUGCUGAGCAGCCCCGUCUCAGAGUGUGAUGGGCUGGAAAUGGAGAUGCGCCCUGCUAGCAAGAGCAGCUCCAUUGUCGCCACGGCAAGGCUAGAUGGGAAUGUGUCCCCUAGGGCCAUGACAGCUCUCACCUCUGGGGGAAAAGGAAUCUUUUUCUGGGCUUGUGGUCAGUGCUGGGAUUGGCUUUGAGAAGUCUGUAAUGGCUGAAGUGGUGAAAGGCUCCGGUGAGGUUAAUAGGCUCUUUGGAAAGUGACUCCUGCAGGAGCUGGGAGGUUCCUUUUCUGUGCCGACUCUUGGUUCCGCCUUCCAUACUUGAGCUCUCUAACGCACCAGCCUGUUGCAUUGGGAUGCAGUCAGGCAUCGGUGGGAGCGGCUGGGGCUGGCUUCUCAGUGCCUGGGGACUGUUUAGUUGACAGUGGAGCCUUGCAUCCCAUUGCACAUCAGUGACAUACACAGUUCAGUGGGGCUUUAAUACUGUAAAACAAAGGACAUUCAAAUGAAGUGGAUGGACUCAAGGCCACAACAGCAGAAGGCUGCAUGGUCUGGCUGCAUUGGCCUUUGCUGUUACGGGGCUGCAUGUGUUCUGCUGUGCAGCUCCUGCCCCAGAGGCUGGGUUACAGCCUGAAUGUGCCUCCCGUUGUCAUUCUUGGUCCUAUACUGCUAAUUGAAUGUAGUUCUCUGUGCUGACCCUUGCUGUCGUCCCCUGUACACAGCGUAGUGCGUCAGUGUGAGUGAAGCUCUAGACUAGAACCAUUGUGUGUUUGGUGUCCUCUGAGCAGAAUUUUGUUCUCUGACGUGAUUGAAACACGGCUACUCAGUGUCUUCCAGAUUCUCGAACUGCCAGGAUGUCCCAUGUUCUACCACAGGUGACAGAAGGAAGGAAAAGGCCAAGACCUCUUUAGCCUCAGGCCAUUUCCUUUUUAGUGCUUUUGCUGGAGCACUGUGCGAAGGCUCAGGAGGAGGAGUAACCAGUUAGUUGGCUGGAGAACAGUGUUGUCUUUUUGGGGUGGAAGAAAUGCCAUUCUGCCCAAGUCUGUGCAGUGGUGGUGUCGCCGUGUUGGUCCCAGGAUAUUGGAGACACAAGGUGGGUGAAGUCGCAUCUUUUAUUGGGCUGACUUCAGAGCAUAAAAGCUUGUCUCUCACCAACAGAAGUUGGUCCAAUAAAAGAUACGAACUCCCCCACAGACAUUGUCACUCCACCCAAGGGCAGUUUCAGAGUGGGCGGGGGGCGGGGGGGCAGGGGGGAAAUUCACAGGAAGAUUCUUUGCUUCACGGAGGAGUUUGACAAGCAGUAGAAGCCAAGAUAAAUAUAGAACUAUGGAAGAAAGCUGUGGAAAGCAUCCUCCACCUUUUGUUGCCCUUUGCCACUGAUGAUCUAGCUACAAUAUAUAUUUUCCUUUUCACAAAAAUCUCUCUCACACUGGAUGCCAUCCUGUAUUAAGAUCACUCAAGACUCCUUUAUUCCAGCCCUCUGCUGACUUCCCUUUCUGGCACUUGAAGGCUCAGUAAUCCCUUAACAUAGGUACAUGGUGGAAAAAGCAUAGAAGGAAAGUGAAGGGGGUGGACUGAGAGGCAGGUAUGCUCUGAGCACAGGACUAGGAGCAAGGACCACUGGAGUUCUAAUCAUGGCUUCAAUACUGUCUCCCUCUGUAGUCUUGGGAAAUCACGUAACCUCUUGCGCUCAGUUUCCUCAUCUGCAAAAUGGGGGCAAUAAUAGUUACCUCGCAGUGGAGGUGUGAGGGAUGAUCAGUGUAUAAGGUGCUCUCUAAGGGUUAAGUAUUAACAUUUUUGUGUUGUAGGAAUAUUAUACAGAGGUUCCUUGCGCAUCACUUGAGAUGCACCAUAAUGACCGAGGAGAGCACGGAGCUGUCCAGCUUUGGCAGCGACUGUGCAGUCAACUGUUGCUGUAAUGUUGAGUGAUACAAAUAUUUCUAUAAUCUAGAGGGUGCUGAUGGGGAGGGGAGGGGGGGAGAUUAUUGCAUGGAUGUAAAGUCUGAGACUCCGGCUACUAGGGGGAGUGCAAACCCCUGGUACUGACGCCAGGGAGUGAAUUCGUACUGGUUUACUUCUGCCUCUGUUUCACCCUCCUUGUUGACUGUACAAGACUGGUGUCUCCAUUAGCAACAUUUCCUGAUUUGACGUUGUGAUUCUUACUAUUGUAAAGGAUUGAAAUAAAGCUUCUAGAUGUUCAACCUUG
This is a messenger RNA of Mauremys mutica (yellowpond turtle), 16085 nucleotides long. It is a transcript of the gene MAP4, whose product is annotated as microtubule associated protein 4. The coding region runs from base 221 to 9343 and encodes 3040 amino acids. Gene Ontology annotation, molecular function: microtubule binding. The transcript is spliced from 27 exons. Gene Ontology annotation, cellular component: neuron projection. Gene Ontology annotation, biological process: microtubule cytoskeleton organization; neuron projection development. Lineage: Eukaryota; Metazoa; Chordata; Testudines; Geoemydidae. The record is from RefSeq and is a predicted model, not a curated record.